AUUUAAGUGAUUAAAACAACAGGAAAAGCUAGUGCUAAUGUGAUGUGCGCAUACACUCAUAUGUGUCAGUGUAUGUGUUCAUUUUAAUGUGUAAGAGAAGGUCAGAAAAAUGUACACAAUUUAAAUGUAUGUAGCAACAUAGUAUGUACGCAUAUAUAUACAUACAUAUGUACGCGAUUCGUGAACAUGUAUGUAUGUACGUGUGUGAGUGCACGUUUGGUUGAACCUACGCGACUAUGGCUAAACUCGGGCAUAAUGAAAAACAAAUGAAAACUGCAUAGUAAGCUUUAUUAUUACAUACAUAUGUAUAGCUAAAAGCUUAUACGUAUACAUGUAUUGGCGCAUAUAUGCCGUGUAUCACAGAAUUACAACAAGAAAAGUAUAGCGAAAUGACGUGUGUGCUAUAGAGUUGCCACUAAUAGCAGCGGUGCCAACUCGUCUGCAUUAAUUAGUGAAUUUAAGUCUGUUUGUUGUGCGUGCGCCACUAAUGAAAUUAGCUAAUUACCUAGCUGCUGUAAUCAUUAUUAGUGCUAUUUGCCAAAAUGCCACAAUUUUCCUUGGCUAUACAGCCAUCAACUGGAUGCACUUUAAAAUGACAUCACACCAAUAUAAAUGAAGGCGCCAACUGGCAACGCUAUGCCUUUAGCAUAGUCAAUUUGCAGUGCAGUGGCAGCACUACUUGAUAUGGUAAAAGCAAAAAAAAAAUUAUACUUUCGUAGAAUGAAAUAAGAUGUGCUUUGCACAACGGCCAUAAAAAACAAUUUAACAACUUAAACUGCCUAGACAAGUGCUAACCAUUUAGCAGCUGAAACUAACGUAUCACUUAGUUGUGCAUUUAAAACGAUCGUAUCGUAUAUGGAAAAAGUGCAUUGGCGAAAAAUCAACAACUACAAGUGUAGCAGAAGUGACACCAACAGCAAAAGCAACAACUAAAACUAUCGCGUACAGAAAUGUGGGCAAUGGCAACACAAUUUUCGCAGCACGCACAUUUUUGUUGGCAUUAAUUGCGGUGACAGCAUUAGGCAUCUUAUGCAGCCAUCAAUACGGGCAACAGUAAUUAUUCAUUUAUAUAUGAAAGCAGCUAAAACGCAAAAAUAAACAAAAAGCAAAGCCCGUGUCCGCAACCGUUUGCCCGUGUAAACUCGCUUCUGUGUUAGUGUAUAGAAGGUAUAUAUGGAUAUUCAUUACCUUUAUAUAUAUAUAUGAACAUAUAUAUGUAUAUACAUAUGUAAAAUUCUGCCAGACCAAACAACAGUUAGUGAGUGAAGGCGAAAAGAGCGGUCGCCGUAAAGAAAGCAAAAAUCAAAAGGAGUGGCGCAACAAGAGGGCAAGGCAAAGCAAUACGCAAUACAUUUUUUGUUUGUUGCCUGGCAGCGCGUCGUCCAGCUUUCAAAUUGUGGGGACGGAGUCUAUCAACGGUAACUACCCAACGAAAAUCCACGACAUCCACAAAUUCCACGAGAGCUAGGUGGGUGCCGUUCGUGCGUCUGGCGGCGGCCAGGACGACGACGAGGACGAGGAGGACGGCAAUAGGGAGCUGGCUAUUGAUUGUGUGCCAUUUGAACAUUUUUCACAGGUUUUCAACUGUAACUGAAUCAAGAAACAACUAGCAUCACCAUCAGCAUCAUCGUCAGCAACAAUAUCGUCAUCGCUACACAAUCAGCGCGCGCCGGCCAGCGACGCUUGUGUAAUUUGAAUGGCAUUUGUUUAUUAUUGUUGUUGUUUGUUACAUGCCACAAAAGAUGAACAAUGAACAGAUUGAUACACCAUCUUUGUCAUCCGCAACCACCAUCAUCAGCAAUAAUACUGCAUCUGCAUCGACGUCAGCAGCAGCAGCAGCAGCACCAACAGCUGGGGACGCGACGGCUGGGCAACAACAACAACAGCGCAUAAAAGCUAUAUCGACAAGCUUAAACGCUUCUGGCAUAUUGACAACAACAAAAAUACCACCCAUCAUACCCGAUACGCCCAUAGUUUCAAUAGCUGCUGGUACUCUUAGCGAGAGCACCACCACAACAACAUCAACCAAGACCACUCCGACGCCCUAUUCGCAGGAGCUGCGCACCACUUUAAUGUCGCAUGUGGUGAAGUGGCAACAGAAGCAGCAGCAACAACAGCAGCAACAAAAACAGCAGCUACCUACAACAGAACCUGCCAAGUCCAACGCGACGACUAUAAUGUCAAGUGCCGCCAAUUCAGCUCAAGCUGAUGAGACUGCGGCAACGGCAACAACAACUGCGACGCACACAACAAUAAACAUUGAACUGACCAAUUGCCCAGCAUCAGGUGUUAACCAAAACCAUGUAGCUUGUGAUACGAAAGUUGAUAGCAAUAAUGCUGGACAUUCGAACGAUGACAAGCCCACAACAUCGGCAGUUGCGCUGGCCGCAAAGAGCUCGUCUGAGCCAACAACUACAUCAUCAUCCUCCUCCUCCAUCACCACUACAACCGCGACAUGCACAUCGAAGCCGAGCCUCACAGAUCAUGACAUCAGAUUGUUAGCGAUGGAGAUGGAGAAACAAGUGCCAGCGCCCUCCUUUUCCUCCUCAACGACGCUGUGUCGAGGUGCAACCACAAAAGGUAAAACCCAAGAUGACCAGAAUGUGGGCAAGCGUCAGAAGAAGAAAAAGACAAAGUACGAUGCUUGGGAAGAUAGUGAUUUUAAUGAUCUCGAUGAUGCUUCAUUGAAAAAACUACUUGAGGAGGCCUAUUGGUAUCGCAAUCCUGGUGACAAAAAAAACAAAAGCCCGCGGUUUCUGCAAAUGCUCGAAAAGGCUGAGUACGACGAAGAGAACUCUUAUCGUGCCCUUAAGACCUCAUUAACACGCAACACGUCCAUAUCAUCAACGUCCAGUGGCUACUACAGUCAUAACAGCAGCAGUAACUUUGGCAACACGAUCACAGCGCACAUUAGCAACAGCAACACCUAUCAUAUGAAUCAUCGCUCGGCAGCCUCGCAGCGUCACAAACAGGGCGGCUCAUUGCAGGAUCUUGUUGAGGCGGUGCAUCGUAGCGAGCGCGCCACAACUUCGGCGGCAGCCGCGGCUGCAAGACAACACUUAAACUGGGAUCAUCAAUUGGGCGCCGGGAGCAGCAACGUCCGAGGCAAUCGUCGCCAGCAGCAACAACAGCACAACCAAAACGCCGGCAUGACCGGCAAAAAGAUCAAGAACUCAUCAGUAUCGGCACGACAGCGUGAGGGCGGCAGUCUGCCCUCCAGUGUUAAUUUCUCUUCUGAAGCAUCUACCGCUUCGGAUGCUAAACUGAAAGCUGUCCUCACCGAUCAGCAGCCAUCAACAUCAACAGCGGCAACGGCACCGGCUGGUUCAACUACUGCCGGUGGUGGUGGAAGUGGAGCGAAGAGUAAUCGCAGCAGCGUCGGCAGCUGCAGCAGUCUGCCCAGCCAGCUGAGUAGUGAGGUGGGCGCCACACAAUUCGAUAUGGACGAUGAUGAUGCUUGCGUUGCCCUGACUAUAUUCCAACAGGAUCAAUCGGCGAUGGAGGUAAGCGAUGGCCAAUCGCGGUCACUGAUACUGAAUUUGUGCGACACACCGUUGGAGAUGAUAGCAAAGGAUAAUGAACCCUGGGAUUUGGUGCCAAUGGAGGAGCUGCGCACGACAAAUAUAACUUCAAACCCGUGCUCAAAAAUAUUUGAUAGUUUUCACAAUCAACAGCAGCCUGUACAACAACAGCAACAACAACAUCAGCAGCAACAGCAACAACAACAAGCGCAAGGCCUAAACAAAGAUGGUGGCCCCGUUAUUAAAAAGUUCCUAAUUGAUGACCCGCUCCAAUUCUCUGUCUUGGAGCGGGCUGCCAAGACCCAACAUCAAAUGCUUCCGGUUCCAUUUGUUCUGGCCUCUGCCCUCAAUAUUGAGCCGAAUCGGAAACUGGAAACCGGAUACGUUUCGCUCAAUGACAGCUACACGGCCUGUUCCUCGGUCUAUGGUGGUGGCGGAAUGGGUGCUGCCGCUGCCUGUAGCUCUGCUAGCGGUGCUAGCGGCGGCGAUGUAACCAUUGAUAGCUACAAAUCUUCAAACAGUCAACAGGCUACUGCUGGUAAUAGCAGCGGCACCGAAGUCCUAAAGCUUAGUCGCAUAUCGGGCACAACAACAUCGGCACAAGGUGCCAAGGCCACUACGCGCCAACUGGAUGAGAAUGGGAACGCAUUAAGUGAUGGAUACGCUGGUGCAGGAAAUGGCAGCUCAACCAGUAAUAACAACAGCGGUGGUGGUGGCGGCAACAAUCAAUUCACCGCACUCAUAACCACAGUCGGCGGUGGUGGUGCCACCACACAGAGCUCAUCAUCGGCUGUGGUGGCACAGCGUCAGAACAGCGUCUCCACCAUACUCUCAACAGGCACCUCAACCACUACAACGGCAAUGGCUGCUGCUGCAGUUGCCGCUGGCUUGGGCAGUCUCGGUAGCACCGCCUCGGCGCAACCCGCUAAAAUAAAGGCCAAGAAGAAAUCACAGCAGGAACGCAACACCACCACCGUCGAUGUAAAGUCUGUGGCCGGCUAUCGUGGCAUGGAUCCUGUCGAGCAACUCGUCAAGUAUAUCGAGAACGAUGAGAAAAUGAACGCUGCGCAGCAACAGAAGAAGAAGGAGCGCAAGAAGCAAAACAAAUUGAAGAAAUGCAAUUCGUUGGAGGAGCUGCGUAGCUGUGCCAAAAUGGAGGUGGACGAGCUAAAGGAUCAGGCGGCUACUACGGAUGCAAUGAUGCGGCAAAAGAAGGGCGCUCAGAGCAAGCACAGCUCGGCCUCUGUGGCGGAUAUCAAUAAAAACUGCAAGGAGCAGCAACAACAAAACCAACAACCACAACAGCAGCCACCACGCAAAGGAGAACGCCGCUCCUGGGGCACAGAGGAAUUGCAAUACCUGGGCGAGCAGCAGCAAGCGCCAAAGGCGCUGCUGAGCAGCAGUAACAGCAGCAGCAGUAUCACAACAGCGACCCCAACGCUCCAACCACCAAUGCAGUCGACAGCGGCGAUGUCAGCGCCGUCACAGGAGGAUCAGUUGAUAAGUCGGGGCAUGUCCGAAACGGAGCAGAUCAACAUGGUGAUCUCUGAAACAGCCGAGUUUCAUGUGGUCACCAAAAAGAAGAAACCAAAGAAGCAGCGUGCCGUCACCAUGGAUGAUGCAGCGGUGGCUGCUGCCGCCCACACUGGCGGCAAUUUGCAACGCAUGCAACAGAUUACCAAAUCGGCCUCCUCCAAUAUGAUGUCGCAUCGUGGCAUGCGCGGUUUGACGCAUGGCGGCAACAACGAUUACUACGCCAACUACAAUUAUGGCAACCACUAUGCAGCAGCACAUGGUGGAGGCAACAUCAGCAGUCGCCAGCAAGAUCAGCAACACCAUCAACAGCAUCAGCAGCAUCAAGUGAAUAGUAGUGCUGGUGGUGGUGGCGCCUCUGCAACCACCACAGCACAGGAUAGCUCCAGACGCAAGUCGACAUCGUCGAUGCCGCCCUCGGAGAAAUCCGAAUCCAGUGAUCUCGACUCUGUACACUCGCUACCCAUACAGACGGGCAAGAAGAAGGGCAAUAAGCAGCGUGUCGCUCAAGGGGCGGCACAGCGUCAGGCCAAGCACAGAAAUAACAGCAGUGGAGGCAGCGGCGUCAGCAGCAAGAACCACAGCAACAACAACAACAACACAUCACCUGCUGCGCCAAUUUCCUAUGCGGAUAUUGCGCGCAAUAAACAGGAAGCUGCCGCUGCUGCUACAGGCACCAACGAUGAUGCAACGGAAGCGAACGAAACAAACGCCCCCACAUUGGCAGCAACAACGACAACAGGGGCAACAACAAUGGCCAGUAUUGCUACACAGGUCGAGCCACAGUCUCAGGUGGCGGCAGGCACACAAACCACAAUGUUGUCCAAAACUAAGGUCAAGUCUAAACUGCGACCUGAUUUCCCCGAGCUAAUGCCCAGCUAUGCUCAUGGAAAUAGCAGCAACAACAAUAAUACCAGCAGCAGCGCACCAACGUUAAUAAAUGCUGGCACAACGGCCGCCAUUAGCUAUUCGCAAAGCUUAAAUUCAACGCCACCCUUUAGCAGCAAUAACAACAACAGCAACAAUAAUAACAGUUGCCAGAGUGAUGCAUUGGAAAGUACAUUAACAUCGUCGCCAGAAGAGGGACCCACAGCGGUGGUCACACCACCAACAUUUGCCUCAGCAGCCGUCUCGCCGUCGUCCUCAACGCCGCCGUCCUUGCAAAAGUCCAAGAGCGUGGAGCACGAUGCCAGCUAUAGCUUUAAUAGUAGCAACCUGGACCAACAAUAUCCGGCAUUGGAGAAGACGGUGAAGCGGCAUAGUGUCAACAAUGUAUCGCUAACAGCAGCAACAGCGACCGCCUCUCCUAGUACUGUGCUGCCCUUUAAUUUUGCAGCUGCGGCCAAGCAGCAGUUGCAGCAACAAGCGGACAAUAAAUUGUCCAGCAGCAAUGCAACAACAAUAGCGGAAGCGACAACAGCAGCCACAGCCACAUCCGCAUCCGCAACUUCAAUAACAACAGCAACAGCAACACCGUCUACCUCAGGCAAGACCAAGUCGAAACCAAAAGAGCAAUCGCCCACAAGCAGCAGUAACAACAGUAAAAAGGAUAAGGAUAAAUCGGGCAAGCAGAGUCAAACAGAAGGCGUUGUCAGCUUUACGGUUGCCUUGGCAACAGGCACUGCCUCAGUGGUUACGCUUAAGAGCACCACAGCCACCCAAACCGAUGGCAAAAAGAUGACCAGUGGCAUACACAAAUUGCCAGGCAAGCAGAGCUUAGCUUCUGGUAGCGCUGGCAGCGGAAGCGGUAGCGGCAAUGGCGGUGCCAACAUCAUCGGUGGCAGUGCGGCGGGUCGUCCAGCCGUCAUUAUACUCAAUGAUGAUCGUGAUGCCGAGCUGGAUAGCUUGAAUAAUGAAUUCAUAUUCGGCGACUUCAACGAGGAUGAGCUGAAAUUGUUUGAUGACGAGGCCAUACAGCCCGAGAAGGAAGCCGGCAAAGAUGAGGACAGCAAGAAGGCAACAAAAGAUGCCAAAGAUGCGAACAACAGUAGUGUGACGGAUGUCAACAGCAACAAUAAUGCUGUCAGUGAUGGCAACUCACAGAUGCUACUUAAUGAUUCCGGUGCCGCAUCGGAUGUGGUAAAUAGCUCAGCGUGCAUGGACAUGCUAUUGAUCUCUGGCGGCGAGGUUGCCCAAUCCUCGCCAAAUACAUCAGCCAUCGAUGCUAGUCAGCCGUCACUAACAGCCGAGACAUCACACUUAAUAACAGAUGGAUUGGUGACAUGCGUCAGCUCCUCCUCGCAUCCGGCAUCAACAUCCACCGAAUCGGCGGCAUUAUCUUCAACCGCAUCCUCGUCAACCUCAUCGUCCUCGUCUACUUUAAGUAGCAGUGUGGCGAAUGUGGCAAAUCAGUCCAGUGAUAGCGGCAUCUAUGGUGGUGCAGUAAACACAUCGCCCAACGCCGUUAAGGAGGAGGUGAACAGUUUUCUUAACCAGGCCAAAACCACCACCAACAGCAGCAGCACAAUCAGCAACAACAACAACAACACCAAUGAAUGUGAUGAACCCGUCGCUAAGCAACAGCUCGAGACUUGCAACGAUAUUGAGAUGGCCAUUAUUGCUGCCGCACGUGCAGCUGCAGCCGAAAAGGAGCAGUUACAGCAGCAGCAACUGAAACAACAACAACAACAACAACAACAACAACAGCCACGACAACAUCAGGAAAAUGACAGUAAAGCUGCUAAUUUCCACAGCAACAACAAUAAUAAUGUGGAACGCACCCGAAGCCGCAGCAGCUCUGUGGAGCAAUCAAAGCGAAAUUUCAAGCCCUUGCACUCAUACUUUAUGUACAACAAUAAUAACAACAAUAACAAUAAUAUUAGUACACCCGCUGUUGACGGCCCCAUAGUUGAUCUCAAGCCAUUAGAAAUUGCCAACGCAACUAAUGACUGCGAUUAUUUGUCCGAUGUACAAUCCGAAGCAAGCCUGCAGCGCCAAUCAUUGAUGUCUAACACGGAGUUAAUUGUGGAGUACAUAGCUAGCACAUGGAAUGCUAUAAUCCAGAGCAAGUAUGUGACGUUUUACAGCGAACAGGAUCAGCAAACUUAAGGUCCGUGUCCAAGGAACAUAAUAGGACUCUACUACUGUGUAAUGGAAAUAAAUUUGAGCACUAUCCUCGUCGUUUUGUGCUGAGCCUGAGAGCGUCGGAGUUUGUUUGCAGCAUUAUAUUAUUAACACACGUUACACACAAUCAUACACACACACACACACACACCAACAGCUUGGAGAUGCUGUGUUAUUAUUUAACAAAAUUCAUCGAUUCAUUUAACAAUUUAUAUAUAUUUUUAUUUGAUUUAGUUACUAUCAUUAUUUCUAUUUGAAUUUUUUCUCUAUGCAAACAACUUGUGCUGGCCAUUUAAUUUUGCUAUAACAAAACGCUUGUAAGCUAAUUAGCUAGUUACAAAAAAGAAGGAAAGGAAAAUAAAAACGAAAAGAAAAAAAGCAAGAAAGAUAAAGGAAUACCAACAUUAAACAAUAAGUACUAUUACUAUUAAAUAUUAAUUUAUAUAUGAACCCUGAAACUAGCGUUUAAGUGAGUGUUGCAAGAUGUGAUGUCGCAUGGCACAUAUGACAUACAUUUCUGAGCUUAAUACAAAUUUGAAUAUACAUAUAUAUAUAUACAUACAUAUACAUAAAUUGAAACAAACACACACACGAUAAUCAUAUGAUUAUAUCGCUCCUGCAAGGGUUCCUUAAUUAGCACAACACUUCGAUAUUCAAAUCAAACAAUGUCCAGCAAGUUGAAGAAACAAUGUAUUGUAUUUUGCAUGUAUUUGUUUUUUUUUUUUUUUUUUUUUUUGAAAGAAAGUCAUGUCAUGUGGAGCUUGUGAUGCGAAAGUUGAUAACAAGUCGAUCAACAUCCAUGGAGUUGUACAGUUGAUUUGUGAAUAAAAAUAAAAUCUUAAAUAUAUACAGCGCUAAGAGAGUAAAGGAAAAUAUUAGCGUCACUAAUGAAAGCAAACUAUUUAUUAAAGUUUUAUUUUAAUUUUGUAGCAUUUGGAGCUAUGAUAUGAGAGUUAACUUUGUUAACAAUACGUAUACAUACUAUAUGUAUAUACUGGUUGGUUAAAGAAACAUACUUAUUAUUAUUAUUUUGUUAUAAUGUGUCUAGGCUUAAGUCUUAUAAGGUAAAUAACAGGAAAUCUAGUUGUAAACAAUCGACAAGUGGAGUCAACAACAACAACAAAUGUAUAUGUAUAUAAAAAAUAAUAGAAAAAGAAGAUAAGAAAAACAGACAGACAGAGAGAAUAAUUUGAUAAUUUGCAAACCAUUUUCUAUGUAUAAUAUAUUUAUAAAUAAGAAAUGUAACGUUCGUUUUUGUUACGAACAGCCAUACACCUAAUGAUAAAAACAAGUUUGUUGGAAAUUUAAACUUAAAAACAAAAACAAAACGCACUUACGAAAAUGCCGCCGUUUAGCAAAGAGUUUCAUAACUUUUUGCACUGAAUAUAAACUUAAAAACAAAAAAACAAUACAAAAAGAACUUAAG
Molecule: messenger RNA, 9543 nt
Organism: Scaptodrosophila lebanonensis
Lineage: Eukaryota; Metazoa; Arthropoda; Insecta; Diptera; Drosophilidae
Product: pneumococcal serine-rich repeat protein
Exons: 7
Coding region: 1731-8102 (2123 amino acids)
Source: RefSeq, a predicted model, not a curated record